This is a messenger RNA of Hibiscus syriacus, 2152 nucleotides long. Its product is annotated as HIPL1 protein-like. The record is from RefSeq and is a predicted model, not a curated record. NCBI's taxonomy places the organism in Eukaryota, Viridiplantae, Streptophyta, Magnoliopsida, Malvales, Malvaceae. The transcript is spliced from 7 exons. Bases 33 to 2099 code for a protein of 688 amino acids.
CAAAACCUUUGAAAUUGAAACCAUUUACUGUAAUGGGAGGUGUUUUUGCAAUAAUCUUUAUGUUCUGCAACUUGCUUUUUCUUCCUUAUCCCUCCUCUUCUCUUCCUUUAUGCACAGAUUCCAGGGCACCUCUUACCUUGAAGACUGCAUUGAAAUUUUGCUCCUACAACAGAAGUAGCUGCUGCAACUCCACUGAAGAUUCCAAAUUGCAGAAGCAAUUUCAAGCUAUGAAUAUCUCUGGCACAAGCUGUGCUUCACUUGUGCAAUCAGUUCUCUGUGCAGUGUGUGAUCCGUUUUCUGAAAAGUUAUUCACUAUUGAUUCGGUUCCCCGACCGGUGCCUCUCCUCUGCAACUCUACUGUUCCAACGAGCUCAACUCAGUCUAACCAAGCAACAAAUGAUUUCUGCUCUGAAGUAUGGGAUGCAUGUCUAAAUGUAUCUAUAUUCAAUUCACCCUUUGCACCUUCAUUACAGGGACAUGGUGGAGCACCAGUGAAUUCGAAGUUCACCACCUUGUCCGAACUAUGGCAGUCGAAAAACGAUUUCUGCAAUGCCUUCGGUGGAGCAUCUACUUCUGGGUCACUUUGCUAUGACGGUAAGCCUGUUACACUAAACAAGACUAGAAAUCCUAGUGCUCCACAUGGCUUAUGCCUCGAGAAAAUUGGGGAUGGAAAUUACUUGGAUAUGGUUGCUCACCCUGAUGGAUCGAGCCGUGCAUUUUUCGCCAAUCAACGAGGAAAGAUUUGGUUGGCAACCAUUCCCAAACCGGGAGGAACAUUGCAGCUUGAUGAAUCCAGUCCCUUCAUAGACCUUACUGAUCAAGUUCAUUUCGAUACUACAUUCGGGCUGAUGGGGAUUGCAUUUCACCCGAACUUUGCACGAAACGGCCGAUUCUUUGCUUCAUUCAGUUGUGACAAGCGUAAAUCACCGGGAUGUACAGGAAGAUGUUCAUGUAAUUCGGAUGUGAACUGUGAUCCCUCAAAACUUGGUACAGACAAUGGUGCUCAGCCGUGUCAAUAUCAAAGUGUUAUUGCAGAAUAUACUGCCAACGGUACCGCAUCGCAGCCUUCCUCGGCAGAAGAUGCAAAACCAUCUGAAGUAAGAAGGAUAUUCACUAUGGGCCUUCCCUUUGCUUCUCAACAUGGUGGACAGAUACUUUUCGGACCUAAAGAUGGUUAUCUAUACUUUAUGAUGGGCGAUGGUGGUGGUGGCGGUGAUCCAUACAAUUUUUCUCAAAACAAAAAGUCUGUGCUCGGAAAAAUCAUGAGGCUUGAUGUAGAUAAUAUACCUAGUGCGGCGGAGAUUAACAGACUCGGUCUAUGGGGGAACUAUUCUAUCCCUGCAGAUAAUCCAUAUAGCCAAGAUGAAGAUUUGCUGCCUGAAAUAUGGGCUUACGGAUUAAGAACUCCUUGGCGCUGCAGUUUCGAUUCCGAGAGGCCUUCCUAUUUCAUGUGUGGGGAUAUCGGCGAGAACUUGUACGAAGAGGUUGACAUGAUCAGCAAGGGCGGAAAUUACGGUUGGCGUGUUUACGAGGGACCGUAUCCCUUCGAACCUACAUCAUCACCUGGAGGGAGUACAACUUUAAAUUCCCUAAGCCCCAUUCUCCCUGUUAUGGGAUACAAUCACUCUGAAGUAAGCAAGAAAUUAGGGUCAGCCUCGAUCAUAGGUGGCCAUUUUUACCGGUCCGAUACCGAUCCGUGUAUGUACGGAAGGUACUUGUAUGCAGAUUUGUAUGCAAGUAAAAUAUGGGCAGCAACCGAAGACCCAGAUAACAGCGGCGAUUUCUCAACUAGUAGUGUUCCUUUCGGUUGUGCAAGAGACUCGCCUCUACAAUGCAGCAGCGUGCCAAAUAGCGCUGUUGCAGCAUUGGGUUACAUUUACUCGUUCGGUCAGGACAAUAGCAAAGAUGUCCACUUGCUAACCAGCAGUGGGGUUUAUAGAGUUGCGGCUCCGAGUCGAUGCAAUUACAGUUGCUCGACGGAAAAGGUUACUGCAGUUGCGAGUCCGAGUCCUACUACUUCGCCGCCAUCUCAUGCAAACCAGUUGAGUCCGGUAAUCCUAUUAUCUGCCUCGCUGCUGCUUAUGGCUGGUCUUGCCUAAGAUUUCUGACGGUUAUGUGCGCUUGUGCCAUGUAGAGACAAAUAGUUUUCGCA